Molecule: messenger RNA, 5076 nt
Organism: Caenorhabditis sp. 36 PRJEB53466
Lineage: Eukaryota; Metazoa; Nematoda; Chromadorea; Rhabditida; Rhabditidae
Source: the annotation of a GenBank genome assembly
AUGUUCGCCGGCGCCUCUUCGACCCUCAGUCUGCGCAAUCGGGUCAGUUCAUUUCUUACGGUACUAACAGUUUCCAGUUUGCUAGUGCUCAUUUGCAUUGCGUUGCACAAGCGCGACAUAAAAGCCGCGUUUUGUGCUUGAAAGAGGAACAGGCGGAAUUUUUAAUCAGAGUCGCGAGCGAAUUUUGACGAGCGCCCAGACAGCAAGCAAGUCGUUUUCGUUUUUGUCGUCGACCCACCACAAAAAAAGAAUAAAAACGCAGCAGAAGAAGGAGAAGAAGACGGGAAAGGAAGAGAAGAAGAAGAAGAAGAAGAAGAAGAAUGAGGAGGAGACGGCUGCAUGUCCGCUUCUUCGUUUGCUCUCACUUUCAAUGCCUUUUUUUGGUUAUUCUAUUCGGGUUUGGUUUCCAUCCCCGUUUCUCACCCCCAGGAACAACUUCCGCCUGGGGUCCCGUAACAAACCGAACACGAAGGGAUACGGUACUAAAGGCGCAACACCCUUUUCCCUGUUCUCGGAAUUUUGAAGGCAGCAGGUGAAAAUAGAGAUAUUUUAGGAAAGGGAAGAAUUCCCACGCAUUCCAUUCAAUUUUACGAGAAUUCACGGUGAACAUUUGUGAACGUGCUCAGGCCCGUCUUUACCCCUUUAGCACGCAUGGUUUGAAUGAAUUACUUGUACGAUGAUCACAAAUGUUCGCCGUGGAAUUAUUGUUUUUUUUUAACAUGAACUCUCUUACUUAAAAUAGUUAUUUUCUUGUCUGUUUUCACGUAAAACACAGUGUAGCGUUGCAUGUUUUCAUGUGAGCCUAAAUUCGCUCUUUACAGUUUUACAGCGGCUGAAAUUUGGAUUUCCGUCAUGGCCAAAUCGCAAUUUUUGGAAAUUUUAUUACAGCGCGUUUGCAUUUACGAUAGUGACACCGCUCGAAAUGUUCGGUUCGAAAUUCGAAUAAGCGCAACAAUAGUAAAGAUAGGUCAAUGAAGCGAACAAUUUGUAGCGACGCGUGAGGGAAUUGGGGAAUUUCACACGCGAGCACAAAGGAGCGCCCGUGCUCUUUGAUUUUCGAAGAAAUAUGAGCCCCCCGGCUUCUAGAUUCCAUUUCCCGCCCGCCCGUCCGUCCAGGCACGUGUUCCACUUCUGAAAAUGAGUGUUGACUCAUGCAUCUCGUGCUUUUCUUUAUUUUCAAGCUUCUCGCGGGUCGGACCGGGUUGAUCAGCCCGGAUUUCAGCUGGAAAACUUAAAAACAUUAUUUUUUUGACGAGAUCGUGCGUACCGAAAAAAACGGAAAAAAAGUCAAAAAACGGUCAAACACAAAAGCGAUCAUAGAGAGAGGGGAUAGAAAAGUCGCGACGCUUUCUUCAUUUCUUCAUCUCUCAUUCAAUUUCCGCCCAUUUUUCGACACGGCUCGCUCGCGUGACCCGUUUCCCUUGUUUCAGCCGUUUUACAUCUGUUUUGGCAGUUCUCGUGUGACCCGUGUCAAAACGCACGCGAUUUUCCACCUGUUAUUUCGCUCCCGAUUCGAAAAACGCUUCAAGUACUGCUAUCGCUCGCUCUCUUUCUCGUUUUUCUCGAUCUCGAUCUCAUCAGAAUCUGAUCCUCUUGACGCGUGUCUUCUCCGUUUUCGUGUCCAUGUCCGCGCUGUCAUUUUGCUCUCGCGCGCGCGAAGAAGUAAUUGGAAAUUGAAGAGGAUCGGGAGCGCGUUUUGAGCAGCGAGCACACAGCCUAGGGUUAAUCGAAAAUUGUGCGGCGCGGAGAAGAAGCGUGGGAAGAGGCGACGCUCCUUCGCUCUUUCCCUUUUCUCUAUCUUUUUUCUUCUGAUUUCCGACGACAAAGCCUCGUCGCUCACUUGUUCGAUGCUAUUCAAUUCAAAAAUGAUGAUGUCAUUCUCAGCAGUGACCUUCAUGAGCCCCCAUGUUUCCUUUCCUCCAUUUCCAAAACAAAAGCUUCCACCCCCAUCCCCGAUAGACUAUUCUCAUAUGUGUAAGAAAAAAACCAUGAAAAAGUGUCCGUCGUGUUGCUUUUCCCAUCCAAUUUCUAGUCUUUUCAAGGUUUCAUCCCCCGUCGCCCCAAUUAUCGCGCCGUGAAUUCCGUUGUUUCAGACAGUCGGCUCCGCUUCCGCCAUGCUGAGAUCGAAGAAAAAGGACAAGGAGAACGGAAAAUCGGAGAAGAAGGAGAAGGAGAAGAAGCCGUCGUCAAAGGACGAAGGGGCGGGCAGCAGCAAGUCAACGCCGCCGGCGAUUCCGAUCAUUCAGACUGAGGACGUAGGAGGUAAGUGCUCUUUUUCUACAGACUUUCUAGACUUGUUUUCGGAACGAAGUUUUCGGCGAAGUAACAUGAAUAAAUGUUAGACGCGUGUGGAAAAGUGUCUAAAAGGGGACUUAUAUCAGGGUUGCGAUAUAUUGCUCUGAACACUUUUAAAAUCUUGCGAAGAAGUUGGAGCCGGGCCGGCCCGGUCCGCUGCAAGUCUGCUUUUUUGCGUUAGAAAUUAGAAAAUACAGUUCUGUCUCUAUUAUGCAACAAAAUUCGACAAGAAGUGGGCGAGUCAGCAAGACACUUUCGCUGGACAGAUAAUAAAAAUAUUUAUCAGUUAGAUGGAGGGCGAGGAGAACGCGGCGCCCUUCCAUCCGACAACAAGAAAUCUGGGGAGCCCCCAAGGCGCAAACACAUUAUUGAUGACCAACUUUUUCGCUCCCCCUCGCUCGUUUCCCUCGUUCUCCGCUCUGUCUCACAAGUCGAAAGGACGGGGCCCUCGUCUUCCCGAUUUCUUUUCUAUCAUCAAUUUACUUUACCCUCUUCUUCUCGGCGCUUUUUUUCAUCCAUGCAUAUAGCUUUGCACGCAAAACGGUACUACGCUGAAACGGAGAAGGACCGGGCUGGAAAGGAUUAGCGAGAUUCGGCCCAAUUAGUCAAAUUGUGUGUUUGUUCGUCGUCACGCUUCUUUUCUUCGUUCUUCGUUUAGAAGGAGCUGAAAGCGAACAAUUUGUUGAGUUUUCUCAGUGAUUCUUUGGGCAACGCGCCGGAAUAAAUACAAUUUGCGCAUGCGCGUCGCCCCUAAAUUUGAAUUACCCGCCGCGGUGGCCGAACAAAUGUGUUGUGCAUUUUCUAGUCCGCUCCCCGUGUACUCCUUCCAGACUCGUACUUUUAUGAAUGUUCUCUCUGCUUCUCUCAAUAUUUUCAGCAGUACUCGUUAGUUUUCAGGCGAUAUGAUUCCCGCCGAUGCACCACCACCAGCUAGUAUUGGCAGAAAUAGCAACUACGGCGGAGGUUUGUCAAAAAACGGCAGGAAACAAUAGAGAGAAACAACAAUGCGCUUACAGGGCCGAUGAUUCCGCGAAGAGAACGCCGUCAGUCGAGCAGCAUGUUCAAUAUCAGUCAAAAUCGAGAAUUGGUAAAGUUGCCAGCGAUAAAAGGUUAGUGAAAAUAAAAUGAAAAGUCUUGAUUUCCACGUAAAUGCUCAAUUUUCAGACGUCGAAAAUAGCGAGAAAGAGACGUUAUUCAUUCAAAAAUUGCGUCAGUGUUGUGUCGUUUUUGAUUUCGCGAACGAUGCGCUCAGCGAUCUCAAAUUCAAAGAGGUGAAACGGGCGGCACUGAACGAGCUGGUCGACUAUGUUUCCGGGCCGGGAAAAGCAACGCUCUCCGACGCCGUCUACCCGGAGGCGAUCAACAUGUUCGCCACGAAUCUGUUCCGUCCGCUGAGCCCGCCGUCCAAUCCGGUCGGAGCCGAGUUUGACCCGGAUGAGGAUGAACCGACCCUCGAAGCCGCCUGGCCACAUCUUCAGGUAUUUAUCAUCCAAGUUCUAAUCAAAAAGUUGUAUUUUCAGCUGGUCUACGAGUUCUUCCUCCGAUUCCUCGAAUGUCAGGAUUUCCAAUCACAAACCGCUAAGCGGUACAUUGAUCAGAACUUCAUUCUGCGUCUUCUGAUGAUCAUGGACAGUGAGGAUCCGCGCGAACGUGACUUCCUCAAGACCACACUGCAUCGCAUCUACGGAAAGUUCCUGGGACACCGUGCGUACAUUCGGAAGCAAAUAAACAACAUUUUCUAUUCGUUCAUUUACGAGACGGAGCGACACAACGGAAUCGCCGAGCUGCUUGAGAUCCUUGGAAGCAUCAUCAACGGAUUCGCACUGCCGCUAAAGGAAGAGCACAAAACUUUUUUGCUCCGAGUGCUCCUUCCCUUGCACAAAGUGAAAUCUCUGUCCGUCUACCAUCCGCAGCUCGCCUACUGUGUCGUGCAGUUCAUCGAAAAAGACUCGUCGCUGACCGAGCCGGUCAUCUCCGGAAUGCUCCGAUUCUGGCCGCGGCAGCAUAGUCCGAAGGAGGUUAUGUUCCUGAAUGAGCUGGAAGAAGUGCUCGAUGUGAUCGAGCCGAACGAGUUCCAGAAAAUCAUGACUCCGUUGUUCACACAAAUCUCGCGUUGUGUCAGCAGUCCGCACUUCCAAGUCGCCGAACGCGCGCUCUACUACUGGAACAACGAGUACGUCAUGUCGCUGGUGGCCGACAACGCGCGGGUCAUCGUGCCGAUAAUGUUCCCGGUGCUGUUCAAAAACAGCAAAUCGCACUGGAACAAAACGAUUCACGGACUAAUUUACAACGCGCUCAAAAUGUUCAUGGAGAUGAAUCAGAAGCUGUUCGACGAAUGUUCACAAGCGUACAACAAAGAGCGAACGCAAGAGAAGACGGCGAACGAGGAGAAGGAACGGAUAUGGAGCAACAUUGAGCGGAGAGCGAUGGGCAAUCCGCAGUACAACGAGGUCAAGGCGAUGUUCGCGCGCUUCAAUCCUGACGAGAUUAUCAGUACGAGACGGCUGCCGAACGGAAGCGACGAGGCGGCGAAGGCCGCGUCGCUGGUCAGCAAGGACGAGAUUCUGAAGAAUGCCGUCGGAAUGGUAAGCGUUGAACAUGAAAUAGAAGAGAAGUUUUGAACACUUUUUAUUGCAGGACGCCUUAAAAGAGGACCGCGAUUUCGUGCCGAACCAGAAGCAAUCGGAUUUCCCUCCCGACGAACAGACGACACGGGCUCUCGGCGAGUACAAGCGACACGACGCGUUCCUCCAAAAAGUGACGAGCUCGGACGAGCAGUGA